GUGCACGCCGGCUGCGGGCUGUGCAAAGCCGAGCUGAGGAGAGAGGAGAAGGAGGCAGCGGCAGCAGCAGCAGCAGCAGCAAGUGCGCGCGGCGGGAGGAGGGAAGGCGCCCGCGAGCACGAAGAGACCCCCGGCCAGCGGGGGGAGGAGGAGGAGGAAGAAGAGCGCGCGCCUUGCCGCGGGGGCCCCGAGUGGAAAUUACAGCCGCGGUCGCCUCGGAGAAAGGAGAGGCGGCGGCAGGAGAGGGGGGCGCGCCCCGCCGUCCUUCUGGCCACAGACUUGUGGCGUUUGAAACUCGAGCUGCCGGAGCCUGGCUAA
Molecule: messenger RNA, 318 nt
Organism: Podarcis lilfordi (Lilford's wall lizard)
Lineage: Eukaryota; Metazoa; Chordata; Lepidosauria; Squamata; Lacertidae
Source: the annotation of a GenBank genome assembly